CGCCUCGCGGAAGGGGGUUCGGGUGUCAAUGAUUUGCAGGUCAUGGCUUUCUUCCCCGGGUAGGGGGCAGGCAUAGGGCCGGGAAGUGGGCUAGCAGCGCUGUAGCGAAAGUCGGGGUGUUUUGAAUUCGAGGCUCGUUGAAGCGGAAGGGAAGUGUGAUGAGUCGAACUGAGAGGAGGUGUUGUUAGGUUUUCACCUGUGAUCGGUCCUCUUAGCUCUGUUGUUGCUUUAGGACCCGUCGUUGUUCGAGAGGACGAGUGUUGAGAGUUUUAGGGGAGGAGUUUUGGUGUCUUGUGGAGAGAAUGGUGAGUGUUGGAAGGGGUUUUGGAGAUUGAAGACGGUGAAGCGGGGGAAGGAACGAUGGUGAGUGUGCAAGGAAAGUGGACAGGCUUUGCUUUCUCGAUUUGAAUUGCUCGUUGCGUUGGAUUCGGAGGGAGAAGAGCUGCGGGGGAAUGCAGUAGCUCUGGUAGUGACCUUUGUGUGGUUGGCUAUUGCUGGGAGAAAAGAGGAAGGGAGAGUGAGUUUUGCUCAUGAGGUUUGAUUUAGAUGGCUAUAGAAUAUAGGUUGCAUGGACAGGGUGGAAAAUAGGAUUGGAUCCUUUCCUGUGACAGAAAAGAAACUGCGUUUGGGGCACAUGAACAAUGGCGGAGAAUAAAGACGACGCCGAUUCCGAAUCGGUUUAGGACUGUGAGGUUUUUUGUAUAGUUGGGGGAAUGCCCGUACAGGAGAAUUUUCUUGCCAGUUAACUCAAGGUUGAGAAACGAUGAGAUCAACUUCGCCCUCUGCUUCUCCGUCCUCGUCACGUAAUCGACCCCCGUCCAAGGAACAUGCAGCCGUGCUUGAAGGCUUGGCCCGCCUCUCCACGGACGAGUUCAAUGAAAAGCCUUUUACCGGGCUUGUAAUAUGCGUGACUGGACUCUCGAAAGAGGCUCGCAAACAGGUGCAGAUGAUGACUGAGCGCAUGGGUGGCCAGUACAGCCCAGAUCUUCACGUCAACUGUACUCAUCUAGUUGUCCAAAGCUGCAGCGGGCGAAAGUUUGAACAUGCUCUGAAGCAUGGAUUGCACAGGGGUUUAUAUGUUGUCACAUUGCCAUGGUUCUUAAAUUCUGCAAAACAAUAUGAGCGCUUAGACGAAUCCUUGUACAGUGUACAAAAGAGUAUCGCUGAUGCAAUUACUUCUGAAAAUAUAUCCGAUACCAUUGCCAGUAGCAGCUGGCAAAAUUCAUGCAUGCCAGCUACUUGUGACCUGGGGUCUGCGUACAGACAGAACAACUCCGUUUCGAAACCAAGGAGCUCUGGAGGGUCUGUAAAGACUUCAGCAAGCACGCCUCGCACUCCGCAUUCCACUCAUACAAUCCAUGCCUCGAAUUCAAAUACUGCCCUUUCAGGUGCUCGGUUUUACGUAGAUCCGGAUCUACCAGAUGACUUGCAAGCCAAGGUGCAAGAAGCAGUUGAGUCUUGGGGCGCAACAUGUGUGGAAUUAUGGUCCAAGAACAAUAACACAACUCAUGUUGUGUGUGAUCCCAACUCACUUUCCAAGUAUAUCGGCCUCAAUCUUCAUCUUGUCUCUCCUAUGUGGGUUCUUUCUGCAAGAGAUGGCUUCCCAUUACGAUGUGUUCAAUACUCAGCAGAUCUUGCGAGAAAUGUGGCUGACCUUCUAUCUGUAAAGGAAAAUGGUACCCUGCCUAAGGGUUCUAUCAAUACCUGUGGAAGACCUGGCAAUGCCAGAGUAGCUGAUUCUCACUUGCAAGAUCGACAAGAGAAGGCCACUGCAGCGAAGGCAGGAGUGCGCCGAAGACGAGGUCCUCGUAUGCAGCCCUGUAGGACGCUUCCUCGACCAAUCACACCAACUACCCUUUUAGACUCCAUAUGUUGGGUAGUGACAGACACACCAUCUGCUGCAGAAGUAUAUACAGAUAGCUCAGGCAAGGCUUCUUUUGAAAAUGAUGAAGCGAAGAAUGGUUAUGAAGAUGACAAUGGUCAGUACCGGGAUCCUGGAAACAAAGUCUCUGACAAGGAAUUUUACACAAGGCUUUUGAGCGAAAGUGAAAAGCGGGAGAUUGUGUUCAGAGGUGCCUUUUUGACGAUAUUAUUUCCUAUUGACCGUUUUUCUGAGCUGGGUCCAUCUUCGCGGACAUUUUUUAGCGAGGGAGGGUUCUCCAGAGAGAAAAUUAUUGAGUUGAUUCAUUCAUUUUAUCAGGAAUAUAUGUCACCUGAUGAGAUCGAUGCUGCGAUUCACACGGACUCCAAGCAUGCCGAUCGUCUGCGGACAGCAUACUCUUCUGAAGAGGUUGACGAGCUUGGUUAUGUCCCAAUACUGCGGUCUGAGUUUCUCGGCAGUCGGCGGCAGUUCGAAGGGUUGAAAAGAAUUGGACAGGAACAAACCAGUCAUAUUUAUGAUCUCUGGCUGGGCUCUUGAAGAUAUUGACUUUAUCACGUUCAUACUUUUCUAUUGCAAUGGAAAGUGAUUCUGCUGGGAGGCUCCACAUGCAGAUACUUCCCUCCAAAGACAGGGUUAUGUUACGUCUCCAGGACUGAAAUAAAAUCACUCAUUACAAUUAGGAAACGCAAUCGUAUUGCAUUGACUCCAAAAUCUCUCAAUCUAUCUCCAGAUUCUACGGCUUGAGUUCUAGAUAGAGAAAACAUGAGUGGAAAUAAAAAUCUAUACCCGAGAUGCCAAAACUCGAUAUCUUUUGGA
Physcomitrium patens is the source of this 2698-nucleotide messenger RNA. The record is from RefSeq and is a predicted model, not a curated record. Lineage: Eukaryota; Viridiplantae; Streptophyta; Bryopsida; Funariales; Funariaceae.